CUGGCGCCGAGCGCGGUGGGUGACGAGUGGGUACCCGCUGGCUCUGCUGGCGGCCUCUGCCCGGAUCUCGGCGCCCAGGCCGUGCGCCUCUGCCGCCCUUGUCUCCGGUUUCGCGGGCACGGCGGAGGCGGCGGAGCUCUGGGCCACCGUAUCUGGAGUAGAGCAGAAAAAUUAUUAUGACUGUGUGCCCUUGGGACUCAUUGGAAAUUGCACAGUGACAUCUUCUGGGAUUUAGUUUGGAAUAUACACACUUGUGCCUAAAAUGGAAGUAGAUAUUAAUGGAGAGUCCAGAAGUACCCUGAGCAACCUGCCCUUCCCCGUGGCCGAGGCGAGCUCCCCUGGAAAGGCAGAGGCAGAGAAGCCCCGCUGCUCCAGCACGCCCUGCUCACCGAUGCGGCGGACUGUGUCGGGCUACCAGAUCCUCCACAUGGACUCUAACUAUUUGGUCGGCUUCACAACUGGUGAGGAACUCUUGAAAUUAGCCCAGAAGUGCACAGGAGGUGAAGAGAGCAAGGGAGAAUCCGUUCCUUCUUUGCGCUCUAAACAGCUGGAUGCAGGACUUGCCCGUUCCUCUCGUUUGUAUAAAACCAGAAGUAGGUACUACCAGCCAUAUGAGAUUCCAGCUGUCAAUGGCAGGAGGCGAAGGCGUAUGCCCAGCUCAGGAGACAAAUGCACUAAAUCUCUACCUUAUGAACCUUAUAAGGCCCUCCAUGGGCCUCUGCCUCUUUGUCUUCUUAAAGGUAAGAGGGCUCACUCCAAAUCUCUGGACUACCUCAAUCUAGAUAAAAUGAACAUCAAGGAACCAGCUGACACAGAAGUGCUACAGUACCAGCUUCAACACCUAACCCUGCGAGGGGACCGUGUGUUUGCGAGGAAUAAUACAUGAAGGACUUGCAGAGAGUUUAAAACAGUUUAGGUCAGCGUCUACUUGGCUAGAAAAAACCCACUGUUGUACUCUGUACUUGACUCUUCAAAUUAUAGAUGGUUAUAUCAGCUAAGUGUUCUUGGAAAAUAAGAAUUGUUUGAAUCAAAUUUUGAAUACAGGAAUGAAAUCAUAGGUAUUGGGGGGGGGAGGGGGAUCAUUCUAGAGCACGCAACUGCAAAGAAAACAGAGUGUUGACCAUUAGUUUGUAUAGCUUUUUAGCUAGGAAAAAAGGCUUUGGUACGGUAAUUUCAUCUUUAUGAUUCUGACACUGAAAUUGGGAAUGUUAAUCUGCUUGGUUGUUGCUGACUUGGUAUGAUUCAUUAGAAAUUUAUAUCUUAAGUACUCAAGUACUUCUUGAAUCUCUGUAUUUUACUAUAAAAUGUAAGUAAUGAUUUGUUUUAUGAAAUUUAGAACUUGAACAUUGCUGAAUUGGACCACUUUUUAUUUUUAAAUAUUGAGUUUAAAUAUUUUAUAACUGGUUUUGCACUGAAAAAACUUAACAUUUCAGAUUGACAAGAGAAUAAUCUUUCUUCACUUGCCUCAAUAAUAUUAUUGAGCAAUGAAUUUUUUAUUUCCGCAUGGAAAGUUAUUGAUCUCUAUGGCUGUAAAAUAUUUCUUUAUAGCAUUAUUAAGGUGUGUCUUAAUAAAAUUAAAUUUGGGAUACAAAGUAUUUAUUUUACAAUGGGUGGGGGGGAAGCUUUUCCAGAAAGUUUCCAAUAUGAAGUUUUCAUAAGUUGAAAAAGUUUCCUUAGUGCUUAUUUUCUGAUUUAAAAUUCAUUUGGAACUUUAAAGUGGAAAGGAUUCUUUUAAUUGUGGACUAUAGGCAUAAUACUGUUUGCAUCUGAAUUUUCUACAAGUGAAUGGAACUUUAAUAGAAGAUCUCAUGAUUUCUACUAUUGAGUGCUUAAACUAAGUGUGAAAUGAUACCAUUCAGCAUGGCAUUGGGUCAUUCCAGUUUCAGUUCUGUGCCACACAAGUACUCACUGAAAUUCCAGUUUCUGGGAUUAGUGUAGGAGCCUAAAGUACUUCUACAGUUUUAAUGGGUUAAUCCUGGAUUACUUAACAAUUUAUGUCAACUGCACUGGUUUAAUUUGUUGCUAAAGAAAUAAUGCCCUGGCUUUAGUAACAAAUACAGACAGCUCAACUAUUCUUGAAUAUAUUUUGAAAAAUAAAGAUGUAUGUAACUUACCUUUUGUAAACAUUUCUAUUUCUUUUUUUCUUUUUUGACUCUUGAAGGUGCAAUUUAUUACUGAAUUGGCAUUUCUGGCAGCAUAGAACUGCUUAUUUUAAGUUUUAUAUUGGGGGCUGUGAGUUUCUUAGGUGUUAGCAAUCUUGCAUAUAGAAUAAGAACACCUUUUAAUUAAUGAGUGGGUCAUUCCUGGUGCAAUUGUGAUUUUUCUUUAGCCAGAAUGAAAAUGGCAAACUCAAUUUAGAGCAGACUAAGUAUUAGAAAACCCUAGGAACUCUAAAUCAACGUUUAUUAUACUUUCAUUAAGGUAAAACAUGUGAAAGAGCCUUGGGGAAGUUGACGCAUAUCUUACUGAGUUGAUCAGAUUUCUUGGUGGGCUGGAAAUUUCAGCUGCUGUACAUUUUAAAGUAAAUUGCACCUUUGUAACAUAUUGUAUUGACAAAUGAUCACUAAGAUUAACUAUAUCUAUACAGUCAUUAGUUUGACAAGAAUUAGAAUCCUGUCAGAUGCCAAAGAGUUGGGAUUUUUACGUUUAAUGAUUAAACACCGUUAUUUAUUGAUGAUUUACCCUGUGGAACUGUAUUAUUUCUAACUAUGAAAUAAAAGGGUGAUGUAAACACACAUUGUUGUGUGGUACUUUAAGCUAUUGUCUACCAUCAACAGACUACUUGCUGUUCAAGAAUUCCCUAAGCACUUAUUUUGAGACCCUAUUUUUGUAAAACAAAAAAAAACAAAAUCCAUUUACUUUUGAUGCUCAUUGACAUUACAAGGUAAAGGAUGUAUUUAUAGCAAUGAUAUAUAUAUUCAGUCUAUUAGGAAACACAACUGUUUACCUGUGAGACCUGGCCCUGCCCAUGUGUCUAAAUUUCUUGAGCUAAAUAAAAAAAUGUAGCUU
Molecule: messenger RNA, 3009 nt
Organism: Galeopterus variegatus (Sunda flying lemur)
Lineage: Eukaryota; Metazoa; Chordata; Mammalia; Dermoptera; Cynocephalidae
Gene: MACIR
Product: chromosome unknown open reading frame, human C5orf30
Exons: 3
Coding region: 263-886 (207 amino acids)
Biological process (GO): negative regulation of fibroblast migration; negative regulation of cytokine production involved in inflammatory response
Source: RefSeq, a predicted model, not a curated record